Molecule: messenger RNA, 1483 nt
Organism: Ceratitis capitata (Mediterranean fruit fly)
Lineage: Eukaryota; Metazoa; Arthropoda; Insecta; Diptera; Tephritidae
Gene: Rtc1
Product: probable RNA 3'-terminal phosphate cyclase-like protein
Exons: 5
Coding region: 251-1396 (381 amino acids)
Biological process (GO): endonucleolytic cleavage of tricistronic rRNA transcript (SSU-rRNA, 5.8S rRNA, LSU-rRNA); ribosome biogenesis
Cellular component (GO): nucleolus
Molecular function (GO): RNA endonuclease activity
Source: RefSeq, a predicted model, not a curated record
GAUGCUGGAAUUUGAGAAAUAAAAGUAAAAUAAAAUGUUAAUAAGUUUCUACAACAAUGUUUCUCUGUUUUGAAACGAGAGGCUGCUAGAAAAAUGCAUCGUGUGUUAGUGCUGCCAAACUUGAUCUGUUUACACACUUUGACGGUUGUCGGUUGCCAUAGAUUCACAUGUGUCCAUCACAGCAAAUAAAAACAAUUUGUUAUUUCAUGUUGAUUGUACAAUUUUAAAUAAAGCAGCUAAAAAUUUCACAAUGCCACCCAUAUCGCAAGAAGGAAAUUGUCUAACCUACCGUGGUAGUAACUUUCUUAAACAGCGCCUUAUACUCUCUUGCCUCAGCGGCAAACCUGUGAAGAUAACACAAAUUCGCAUAGAUGAUGAAACAGCUCCUGGCUUGCGCGAAUAUGAAAUUGGAUUAAUAAGAUUAUUGGAUAAAUUAACCAAUGGUACAAAAAUUGAGCUCAAUCCUUCCGGAACGUCGGUUCUCUUCACACCUGGUUUACUUCACGGUGGUUUGAUUCUACAUGAUUGUUGUAUUCAACGUGGUAUAGCAUAUUACUUGGAUGCAUUAAUUGCGUUGGGUCCAUUUUGUAAAAAUCCAAUCAUCGCAACACUAAAAGGCGUGACAAGUAGUAAAGACUCACCUUCAGUAGACCAUAUAAAAGGCUCUGCGCUUCCAGUUCUAAAACGUUUUUUAGUUGUGGAUGAAGGUUUGGAACUGAAAGUGGUACGUCGAGGUGUAGCACCUCUUGGGGGUGGUGAGAUCCACUUCCGUUGUCCUGUUCGUAAGAAUUUGCGUUCAAUACAAUUUCAAUCCCAAGGAAUGGUAAAACGUAUAAGGGGUACCGUAUACGCAUGCAAAGUAUCACCAGCAAUGGCGAACCGUACGGUAGAGGCAGCAAAAGGAGUAAUGCUUAAGUUUUUGCCCGAUGUGUAUAUCUAUACUGAUCAGAAUCGUGGUAAAAUGUCUGGCAACUCACCAGGAUUUGGAAUUUGUUUGGUAGCAGAAACAACAGAUGGUGUGUGCUAUGGCGCUGAGAGUAUAUCAAACAGCAAAGAAGAAGGGUUAGAUCCUUCUAUUCCUGAAGAUUUGGGUCGCGAGGCUGCAAUGAAGUUGCUUGACGAAAUUUAUCGAGGAGGUUGCUGUGACUCCUCCUACCAAUGGCUUGUCACUCUAUUCAUGGCUUUGAGUCAGAAAAAUGUCUCUAAGUUUUUGACGGGGCCCAUUUCCACCUACACGAUACAUUUCCUACAAAACUUGCGUGACUUCUUUUCGAUUACGUUUAAGUUAGAAAAUCCUGAAAACGAUGAUGAGGAAGAUUCACUGCCGGGAGCUCAAAAAGUAUUAAUGACAUGUGUAGGCAUAGGUUACACAAAUAUAGGUAAACGUGUCAACUAAUUGUUCUAGUACAGCUUAAACAAAAAAUGGAUGUACAUAGAUAUAUAAAUGUAUAUAAACAAGGAAAUAAAAAACAUGAAUUAAUUU